CCCCGGAAGUACGGGGGCCGACAGGAAGACAAAGAAAAAAGAGAAGGCGCGGUCCCGCUCUUGCUACGGUGGCCUAGAGGAGUGGCGAAACCGGAACAAGAAAAUUUAUCACUUCUGGGACUCACAGUCGUGAUGUCUUUCAAGAGGGAAGGAGACGAUUGGAGUCAACUCAAUGUGCUCAAAGUAAGCGUGAGCGGAGAGGAUCUGCAGCCUCUUCAGUCGCUCUCUGAAGAAAAGAAGAGUCGGGGACCUCCUCGCCAGUUACAUCCCAGAGGAUGAGGCGCUGAUGCUUCGGGAUGGACGCUUUGCUUGUGCCAUCUGCCCCCAUCGACCGGUACUGGACACCCUGGCCAUGCUGACUGCCCACCGUGCAGGCAAGAAACAUCUGUCCAGCUUGCAGCUUUUCUAUGGCAAGAAGCAGCCGGGAAAGGAAAGGAAGCAGAAUCCAAGACAUCAGAAUGAAUUGAGGAGGGAAGAAACCAAAGCUGAGGCUCCUCUGCUAACCCAGACACGACUUAUCACCCAGAGUGCUCUGCACAGAGCUCCCCACUAUAACAGUUGCUGCCGCCGGAAGUACAGACCAGAAGCCCCUGGUCCCUCUGUCUCCCUUUCCCCUGUGCCACCCUCAGAGGUCGAACUCCAAAGCGGGAAGAUCAGUAGGGAACCUGAACCUGGGGCUGGCCCACAGGCCGAGGAGUCAGCAACUGUCUCAGCCCCUGCACCCAUGAGCCCCACAAGAAGACGAGCCCUGGACCAUUAUCUCACCCUUCGAAGCUCAGGAUGGAUCCCAGAUGGACGAGGUCGAUGGGUAAAAGAUGAAAAUGUUGAGUUUGACUCUGAUGAGGAGGAACCACCUGAUCUCCCCUUGGACUGACACCCUUUUCCCAUUCAUUCACAAAUACACUGCAAUGGGUGCUGAGAACUUAA
Molecule: messenger RNA, 927 nt
Organism: Mandrillus leucophaeus (drill)
Lineage: Eukaryota; Metazoa; Chordata; Mammalia; Primates; Cercopithecidae
Product: sodium channel modifier 1
Exons: 7
Coding region: 287-874 (195 amino acids)
Biological process (GO): RNA splicing
Cellular component (GO): nucleus
Source: RefSeq, a predicted model, not a curated record